Camarhynchus parvulus is the source of this 4230-nucleotide messenger RNA. RefSeq names its product muscle associated receptor tyrosine kinase (gene MUSK). Gene Ontology annotation, cellular component: signaling receptor complex. The transcript has 17 exons. Gene Ontology annotation, molecular function: transmembrane receptor protein tyrosine kinase activity; ATP binding; protein binding. Gene Ontology annotation, biological process: multicellular organism development; positive regulation of kinase activity; cell surface receptor protein tyrosine kinase signaling pathway. Bases 45 to 2906 code for a protein of 953 amino acids. NCBI's taxonomy places the organism in Eukaryota, Metazoa, Chordata, Aves, Passeriformes, Thraupidae. The record is from RefSeq and is a predicted model, not a curated record.
UGCAGCCGGCUGGGAAGUCUGCACGCCUUGCCUGAAGGAGCUGGAUGCCUUCUGGAUCAAACAUGAAUGACCUGCUGAAGGUGCCCCUGUUGCACGUCCUCACCCUGGCAGCCCUUAACUUGGCUGAGACACUUCUGAAAGCUCCCUUGAUCAGCACUCCUCUGGAAACAGUGGAUGCCCUGGUAGAAGAUGUUGCCAAGUUUGUCUGUGUAGUGGAGUCAUAUCCUGAGCCAGAGAUCACAUGGACACGCAACAGCAUUCCCAUCAGGCUGUUUGACACACGGUACAGCAUCCAGAGGAAUGGGCAGCUGCUGACCAUCCUGAGCGUGGAGGACAGUGAUGAUGGGGUGUACUGCUGCACAGCAGAUAAUGGAGUUGGAGCAGCUGCACAGAGCUGUGGGGCUCUCCAGGUGAAAAUGCGACCCAAAAUAACCCGUCCACCUGUAAAUGUGGAAAUAAUAGAAGGAUUAAAGGCUGUUCUUCCAUGCACUACAAUGGGGAAUCCAAAACCUUCUGUUUCAUGGGUCAAAGGAGAAACAGUUGUAAAGGAGACUGCUCGCAUUGCUGUCCUCGAUUCUGGGAAUUUAAGGAUACACAAUGCUCAGAGAGAAGAUGCAGGACAGUAUCGUUGUGUAGCCAAGAACAGUUUGGGCACAGCCUAUUCGAAACCUGCAAAUGUGGUAGUGGAAGUGUUUGCCAGAAUCCUGAAGGCUCCUGAAUCCCAAAACAUCACCUUUGGGUCCGUGGUGACAUUGCGGUGCACAGCGACCGGCCUUCCAGUCCCUACUGUCACCUGGCUGGAAAAUGGGAAAGCUGUUUCUGUGGGGUCGAUAGCAGAAAGUGUCAAGGACAGAGUGGUUGAUUCCAGACUGCAAGUGUAUGUCACCCGACCUGGCCUGUUCACUUGUCUUGCCACAAACAAGCACAGCAAAACUUUUGGAGCCGCAAAAGCAGCAGCAACCAUCAGCAUUUCAGAAUGGAGCAAGCUGUACAAGGGUGACGCAGGCUACUGCAGCACAUACAGAGGUGAGGUGUGUAGUGCUAUCUUGGCGAAGAAUGCUCUUGUUUUCUUCAACUCCUCGUAUGCUGACCCAGAGGAGACCCAAGAGCUGCUUGUGCACACUGCCUGGACUGAACUGAAAAUGGUGAGUUCAUUCUGCCAACCGGCUGCUGAGUCUCUGCUGUGUAACUACAUCUUCCAGGAGUGCAAUCCCUCGGGAGCUGGGCCAGCUCCAAAACCAGUGUGCAGAGAGAAUUGCCUUGCUGUAAAGGAUCUCUACUGCUUUAAGGAAUGGCUCUCAAUGGAGGAGAACUCUCAGAAGGGGAUUUACAAGCCAGGGCUGAUGCUACUCACUCUUCCUGAAUGCAACAGGUUGCCCAGCCUGCACCAGAAUCCCAGCUCCUGUACCCGCAUCCCUUUCUUUGAUUUUAAGGAGGAGAACAUAACCAGGACUUGCUACAGUGGCAAUGGCCAGUUUUACCAGGGCACAGCCAAUGUCACAGCAUCUGGCAUUCCCUGCCAGAAGUGGAGUGAUCAGGCUCCCCAUUUGCACAGGAGGACUCCUCAGGUUUUCCCAGAGCUGUUUGAUGCUGAGAAUUACUGCCGCAAUCCAGGAGGUGAGAACGAGCGUCCCUGGUGCUACACAAAGGAUCCAGCUGUGACCUGGGAAUACUGCAGCGUGUCUCCCUGUGGAGAUGCAUUGUUAUCCCUGGGAACAAGAAAACCAAGUGGAGAGACUCUAAAUCUUCCCCCUCCUCCUCCAUUUUCCCCUACAUACUCCAUGACUGUUAUCAUCUCAAUCAUCUCCAGCUUCGCUCUGGUUAUGAUCUUUGGCAUUAUCACCCUGGUUUGCUGCCGUCGUCGAAAACAGUGGAAAAACAAAAAAAGAGAGUCUGAGACACCAACUCUCACCACUCUGCCCUCUGAACUGCUCCUGGACCGGCUGCACCCCAACCCCAUGUACCAGCGGAUGCCUCUUCUCCUCAAUCCAAAAUUGCUUAGCCUGGAGUAUCCCAGGAACAAUAUUGAAUAUGUGAGAGAUAUUGGGGAGGGAGCAUUUGGGAGAGUCUUCCAAGCCAGGGCCCCAGGGCUGCUGCCGUAUGAACCUUUCACCAUGGUAGCAGUGAAAAUGCUGAAGGAGGAAGCAUCUGCAGACAUGCAGGCUGACUUUCAGAGGGAAGCAGCUCUCAUGGCAGAGUUUGACAAUCCAAACAUUGUCAAGCUUUUAGGCGUGUGUGCGGUUGGCAAGCCGAUGUGCCUGCUGUUCGAGUACAUGGCCUACGGGGACCUGAACGAGUACCUGCGUGACCGCUCGCCCCGCAACCUGUGCAGCCUGGCGCAGGGCAGCCUGGACACGCGGCUGCGCCUCCCGAACCCCCUGGCGCUCUGCUGCACCAGCCAGCUCUGCAUCGCCAAGCAGGUUGCUGCCGGCAUGGCAUACCUCUCCGAGCGCAAGUUCGUCCACCGGGAUUUGGCCACCAGAAACUGCCUGGUGGGGGAGAACAUGGUGGUGAAAAUUGCAGAUUUUGGUCUCUCAAGGAACAUGUAUUCAGCUGACUAUUACAAAGCAAAUGAGAACGAUGCCAUCCCCAUCCGCUGGAUGCCCCCUGAGUCCAUUUUCUACAACCGCUACACCACGGAGUCCGAUGUGUGGGCCUAUGGGGUGGUGCUGUGGGAGAUCUUCUCCUACGGCAUGCAGCCUUACUAUGGGAUGGCUCACGAAGAGGUAAUCUACUAUGUGAGGGAUGGGAACGUCCUCUCCUGCCCCGACAAUUGUCCUCUGGAGCUCUACAACCUGAUGCGCCUCUGCUGGAGCAAGUUGCCUGCCGACCGGCCAGGCUUUGCCAGCAUCCACCGCAUCUUGGAGCGCAUGUAUGAGAGGGCUGUGGCCAACAUGUCUGUCUGAGGGAUACAGUUCCCUCCCUGUCUCCUGUGUCCACCUAUUUAGACUGACUUGGACCAGCCCAAGAGCUCCUGAUCAAUGGUGGCUUCACACAAUAUCUCACUCAGGGAGGAGAAAAGAGCUUGUUCCACUGCCAAACAAGAAAUACAGACUGUAUCCCUUUAUGCACCUCCUUGAGCGGGACUGUACCUCCCAAACAACAGGGUUGACCUUUAGCCACCAAGACAGGACUCCUCAGGUUGGUGAGAGGGCUGGUCAUACUAACUCAGUACUUAGCAUUUCCAGGAGUAAAAAGUUGCCCAGGGAAGGCAAACUAAUGUUUCUUCCUAAGCACUGUUUCUUCCCUUCCUAAGAGAUCCCACCAUGCCCUUCUGCAUUUACACUCUUGGCUUUUACCUUUUUUCCCUCUUUCUCCUACAUUUUCUAGUAUUAUUUAAAAAAAAAAGGUUGCAGAGUUCAAUCUUCUUUUGGGGAUACCAUUUAUUAUGUUAUUUUUGCAUACUGUUUACUAUUUGGUGUUUGCAUACUCAGUCCUUUUUGCAGAAAAAGGAUGUUUUUGGAGCCAUAGGCCACUUUCAUCUUACUUUUAACUUUCACUCUCUCUCAUUACAAUAACACUGACAGAGUCAAAACAGGAACCUGCUGGACCACUGGCAGCCACUUGCAUCUUCUGUUACAGAGACAGGCAAACUCCUGUCGAGCAUGACACUUUCUGUUUUCCAGUGUGGGAUGUCCAGAGUCACGUUCCCUUGAUGUUUGUUAAAGUCUCAUCUAAAACCUUUCCUUAAGCAUUGCAGCACAUCUUAUCUACCUUCCCCUGAAGCAACAAAGCCAUUUGUUGCUGUGGGAGAAAUUCAUCCCAAAGGCCUGGUGCUGCACCUCGCAGGCAUCCAAGGUGUAUUUAUUUGCCGCUGCCCAUUCCUCACCCAUGCCAAAAGCAGAAAGAAAUGAAUCCCUUCUUGCAGAAGCAUGGCAGGUUGUAUUAAUUACUUAUUUCCUUUUCCUUUGCAAUCUUUGCCUCCUGUUUCUUGUUUCCUUUCCUGACAGAUUCUCCUGUAUCUGACUGCAAUAUUUGCUGGCCACCUUUCCUUGUGCUGCAGUUUAGAGAUAGAGAAGUAAGAAAGGUGGAUGUCUGCCACAAGUGUCCUUCAGAGACUACCUGUCAGUUAGGAGAAGGUGGAGAAAGUGGGUGAACACAAGAAGAAUUGCAAACUGUCCAUCUACAGGGCAAAGAUGAGACUGCCUCGGUUACACAUAGCCUACAGCCCAUCUCUAAACACCACAUGUUUCUCUACUAAAAGUUCUCCAAAUUGUAACAGAUACUUCA